This is a messenger RNA of Wickerhamiella sorbophila, 237 nucleotides long. RefSeq lists its product as hypothetical. The record is from RefSeq and is a predicted model, not a curated record. The transcript is spliced from 2 exons. The coding region runs from base 1 to 237 and encodes 78 amino acids. Lineage: Eukaryota; Fungi; Ascomycota; Dipodascomycetes; Dipodascales; Trichomonascaceae.
AUGUACGUUCUGUGGGCUGGUUCUCAGCUCCCCAAGAAAGUUCACCGCCUUAUCCAGAUUAUCCAUUUCGAGGUCGUGCCCUGUGCGACUAUGUCCAGCUGGGAAACCGCCGUCGUCGACAUUGCUGCUGGCGUCUUCAUCAUGCUUCUCAUCUACCUGUUUGCAUCGCUUGCUCCCCUCGCCAAGGAGGCUGGCCACAUCAUCUACUCCGCGGUCCCGCACUACCUCGCUGCCUAA